Molecule: messenger RNA, 2902 nt
Organism: Cyprinus carpio (common carp)
Lineage: Eukaryota; Metazoa; Chordata; Actinopteri; Cypriniformes; Cyprinidae
Product: potassium inwardly rectifying channel subfamily J member 1b
Biological process (GO): regulation of monoatomic ion transmembrane transport; potassium ion import across plasma membrane
Cellular component (GO): plasma membrane
Molecular function (GO): ATP-activated inward rectifier potassium channel activity
Source: RefSeq, a predicted model, not a curated record
AGGAAUUCGGAUAACUAGAACAUUGACCCUCAAUGCAAACCCAUCCCGUAUGCUAUAAUGGUGUCUCUUAAAUUAGUUUUCAUGUGGUUUGCGUUGGUUGAUUGGUGUGCGAACACUACAUCUGAUGUGAGGUUAGUUUUGGAAUGAUUUUCUAAGCUGUCUUUGCUUUAUAGUGUGUAAACUGUGGCAUGUGCCUGGGAUUAGGACAUUUCAUUGAGGAUUUUAGCAGCACCCCGAUGGUUCUAUGCUCAGAAAGAGAACUUCAUGGCCUGAACUUCAAAAAGUGCUUUGUUUGCUGGGACGUUUUCAGUUUGCAGCUGAAAGAUGUUCAAGUUUAUCCGGAAACAAAUUCACAAUCACCUUGUGGAGCGUAAAAUUAGGAGAACUCGUCUUGUUACAAAGGAUGGCCACUGCAACAUUAAAUUUGGGACUACUGAAUAUCACAGCCACUUUGCUUUCCUUAUGGACUUCUGGACUACGUUUGUUGAGAUUCGCUGGUGUUUUGUAAUUUUUUUAUUUGCCGCUGCCUUCACGGGAAGUUGGUUUAUUUUUGGUUUGCUUUGGUAUUCGCUUGCAAAAAACAACGGAGACUUAGAUGUUCUCCAGAACUCGUCUGAAUCCCAGAGGAUGAAAUGUAUAGAUAACAUUAACAGUCUCACGACCGCCUUCUUGUACUCUUUAGAGACCCAGACGACUAUUGGCUAUGGCGGUCGGGCUCUCACGGGUCACUGCCCGGGCACAGUCGCCCUGUUGAUCAUCCAGUCCCUCAUGGGCGCCAUCAUAAACUGCUUUAUGUGUGGACUCAUUUUGGCAAAGAUCUCUCUCCCGAAGAGAAGAGCAAAGACUGUAACCUUCAGUGAAAUAGCGGUCAUUUGUCUUUGGAAGGGGAGUCUAUGCCUCCAGAUACGAGUGGCCAACCUACGAAAAACUCUUCUUAUUGGCAGCCACAUUUAUGGAAAGCUUCUCCGGACCACCAUCACUCCAGAGGGAGAGACCAUCAUACUGGAUCAGGUGAAUAUUGACUUUUUGGUGGAUGCUGGGAAGGACAACCUGUUCUUUGUUUGUCCACUUGCACUGUACCACGUGAUUGACAAAUCCAGUCCGUUUUCCGAAAUGGCUGCAGACACUCUUCAGCAGCAGGACUUUGAGUUGGUGGUCUUCCUGGAUGGGACGGCUGAAUCCACCAGCUUGUCCUGCCAAGUACGAACUUCCUACCUUCCGCAGGAGAUCAAGUGGGGUUACAGCUUCCUGCCCGUCAUCUCUCGCACCAAAGGUGGGAAAUACCGUGUCGACCUGUCCAACUUUUCCAAAACGGAGCCAGUGGUGACCCCGCACUGCGCUUGUUGUUUCAACAACAAACAUAACAAGGAACUCAUUCUCCACCGACAUGAACGUGAAGGCAUCGAUAAUCUGGGAUUUGAUGUUAUUGACCUUCGAGACUCUGUUGAUGUAACUGAAAAGAGUGAUUAAGAGCGACUGAUUAAAUACACAGUGAACAUCCUGUGAUUAUUGUGGCAUUUUGUACUGUAAAAGUUAGAUGCCACAUAAAAGUGGAGAGAGGAAGAGGAGGGUCCGUUAUGUUAUGUUCCCUUAACGACACAUUGGCUGUGUUCCAAAACCUAGUGAGCUGCCUAUGUAGGCAGACUUUAAAGGAAUCAUGAGAUUCUGACACAAAGCCUGUUCCAUAAGGUAGCAUUUGUAAAAACAAGAUAAAAACAAGACAACCAAGAUGGUGGAUAAAUUGGGAGAAUUUUGCAAUUUUAUCAGGAUACUUCAGAAGAACAGCAUUCAUUUAAAAUAGAAAUCUCUUGUAACAUUAUAGAAUUAUCUAUUGUUAUAGAAGUAUGACCGUGGCAAACUACACAGUACCAUUUGCAUGAUGUACAGACUUGGUGGCUAUAAAUACAGUUGACAUGAUGGCCCCACCUACCUGUGGGUGAAAACAAACCCCAGUUACCAUAGUGACCCAUUCGGUUUAAGGUGGAAAUGAAGACAAAGGCUGUAGACAUGCACAUUUUCAGAUGUUUGUUUGCACAUGCAUCUCACAUCCUGUCAAUGAAUUGCUUUUAAUCACAAUAGCCUUCUUUUACACCAUUUUAUUCAGUUAAAAAAUGUGGAUUUUGUUUUCUUAAUUUGAACUAAAAAACAAAACUUUUUUUUUUUCUAAAUAACGUAUUUAUAGCCAAGUCUAUUGGAUAUUUUCUUUUGUUCCCCCCAUACUAAACCACACCUUCAGUGUAUAAAUCUGAAACCCCCGGAGAGUGUUUCAUAUCAUCACUUGUGAGGUUUCUUUUGUUAGGAUCCAACCUUAGAAUGCACAUGUCUUCGGGUGUUCAUUUGAGGAUUAGAGCACAAGCCAAAUUAGAUUAAAGAGAAGCAUAAGAGCAAGCCACUAGAAGGCAAGCCUGCAAUCAUUAGCUGAAAAAGCGUAACGGCUAAAGCUAACGCUUCCGGUCUGGCAGUACAUGGGGAAAGAAAUACCAAAGGCUGUUUUUUUUUUUUUAAUGGAUGUCAAUGGAGGAGAGGCUUCACUCUGCUGAAUUAACAGCUUUUUAGAGGAAACGGCUUAUCAUUUAAUGAAUCGACAGCCUAUCUUCUAAUCUGUGUUUAUGGCACUUCCCAUUCAUUCUGACUGAGUGUCGCACAACUCUGAAUGAAAUUCAGUGACGUCAGGGCUGUAAUGUGAUUGGUUAAGGAAGACGUUAAUAACCAUUUAUUUUUAUAACAAAUUCAUUUUAUUUUAUAUAAAUGGUUAUUAGUUAGCCCUUUUGCUUUCUCCAGUAGUAAGUAAUACAGGCCCUCUCAUCUCCCUAUAGUAAGAUAAUCUCUGAUAAGAGGAGGGACUGGAACCUCGGUUCUCCUCCCCCAACAUAUGUUACUAAAUAAUAUGAUUACAAUAUUA